Messenger RNA from Ctenopharyngodon idella (grass carp), 2302 nucleotides. RefSeq names its product kelch repeat and BTB (POZ) domain containing 12 (gene kbtbd12). The record is from RefSeq and is a predicted model, not a curated record. Lineage: Eukaryota; Metazoa; Chordata; Actinopteri; Cypriniformes; Xenocyprididae. Gene Ontology annotation, molecular function: protein binding.
ACAUCAUUUUAAGGACCUCCAGGAUGUACUUACUCUAAGGCUAAUGCUUCUCUAAGUUUUAAGCUAUCAAGACAAAAAAAAAAAAAAAAAUGGAUCUGAGAGCCAAGCACAGGUUUGGCCUGUUGGAACAGCUAAACCGAAUGCGGGAUGCUGAGCAGCUAACAGAUGUUGUUCUGAUCGCUGAAGGUGUUAGCUUCCCAUGUCACCGUGCGGUGCUUUCUGCCUUCAGUCCCUACUUCCGCGUAAUGUUCACCUGUGGCCUGCGUGAGUGUACCAACCGUCAAGUGGUGUUAAGAGACAUGCCAGCCCAAAGCCUGGCCCUUCUGCUAGAAUACAUGUACAGCUCCAAACUUCCACUCACUGCAUCCAAUGUGCAGGGCAUCUCUGUUGCUGCUUUUCUUCUACAGAUGGAUGAUGUGUUCAGCCGUUGUCAGAUCUACAUGACUGACAACAUGGAUGCUUCCAAUUGCCUGGGAAUCUAUUAUUAUGCCCGGGAUCUAGGGGCAGAGGAGUUGGCCGACCAGGCUCAGCGCUAUCUACGGGCGCACUUCACUGAAGUGUGCCUUGGGGAAGAGGUGCUAGAGUUGGAGGCACACCAGUUAGGGGUGUUAUUGGGCUCAGAUGACCUUAAUAUUUCACGGGAAGAGAGCAUUUUGGAUGUGGUGAUGCGCUGGGUGAAGUACAGUCCAGGGGGUGUAGGGUCAACGGAAGAGAACCGGGCCAGGCACCUCCCAGAGCUCUUAAAGAAAGUACGUCUUCCACUGGUAGGUGUGGAUUACUUGAAGGGGACAAUGAAACGGAACACAGCACUUCUAGCUGAUGCUGAAUGUCUUCAGAUAAUGGAAGAGGCAAUUGAAACGGCAAGCUUGGAUUCAGAUGCUCCACCUCGCCGACUGAAGCUGCGCUAUGGUAUGGAGACCACGGACCUCUUGCUCUGCAUCGGUAAUGAUGGUGGAGGGAUACGCUCACGUUAUGGAAGCUACACCGAGCGCAGCUUUUGUUACGCUCCCAACACCGGCCGGACUCUUUUUAUCACCUCCCCACGAUACGGUGAUGCGCUUGGAUAUGUCUAUGCUGGGGUGGUAACUGAGAGGAAUGAAAUUGUUGUGGCAGGAGAGCUGGGAGCCAGAAGGAUGGCGAGACAGAAAGACAGAAACGUCGAGAUUUUCAUGUACAACAAGGAAGCCCAAGGAUCCUGGAAACACUUGAGCUCGGCAGAGUAUCGUGACUCUUAUGCAUUGAGCUCUUUGGGAGACAACCUGUAUCUGAUUGGGGGUCAGAUGAAGCUCAAGAACCAGUUCCUUAUCACCAACAGUGUUGAGCGCUGGUCUCUACAGGGUGGGCCAUGGCGAAGUGCUGCCCCUCUGCCCAUGCCCCUCGCCUAUCACAGUGUAGUUCGGAUGAAGGGCCGCCUGUAUGUGCUUGGGGGACGAACUCCACAGUCAUACCGCGCAGAUGACGAGCCUGACCGUAUGAGUAAUCGCCUGCUUGAAUAUGACCCAGAGACCAACAAGUGGAGUGAACUUGGCCCUAUGAAGUAUUCAAAAUACCGUUGCAGUGCAGUCGCACUCAAUGGGGAAAUCUAUGUAUUAGGUGGUAUUGGGUGUGAAGGUGUGGAUCGCGGCCAGUCACGUCACUGUCUUAAUGUAGUAGAGAUCUACAACCCCGAUGGUGAUUUCUGGAGGGAUGGUCCUCCUUUACCAUGGUCUCUCCUAUCACUUCGCAGCAAUGCAUCAAAUGCUGGUGUUGUUGAUGGAAAACUUUAUGUCUGUGGAUACUACAAAGGAGCAGAUCGUCAUGAUAUCAUCACUAAAGACAUCCUGCAGUUGGAUCCCUGGGAAAAUGUAUGGACAGUGGUGGCAAAGCAGGCUCUGAUGCACGACAGUUACGAUGUAUGUUUGGUGGCAAAUCUGAACCCUCGUGGACUCAUGCCCCCUCCUGCUGACGUGGUAGAGGAAUGACAACAAUCUCUCCAAAAAAUGAUUUCUCAUGAAAAAUUAUGCAAUUUACAUUAUUCACAUGACAGAAGAGGAAUUGCCAGAAAUAUGUAGAUAUAGGGAGUAGAGCUUCCAUAAAUGAUAUGCAUUCUUACUUCAAACUAUUUUGAUUUAUAAUUCUGCAAGUGCUUUAGUGAUUUUUUUUUUUGUUGUUGACAUUUUUGGAUUUCAGAUAUUACCAAUAGUUGACGUAUUAAGAUGAGGUAUGUAUUAAGUAAGUAUUAUGUAUUAAGAUAUGUGUCAAAGGAAAUGAGAAACUCACAUAAUUUAGAGCUCAAAUAAAGUAACACUCCGAGAAAAUAUGA